Molecule: messenger RNA, 537 nt
Organism: Ambispora gerdemannii
Lineage: Eukaryota; Fungi; Glomeromycota; Glomeromycetes; Archaeosporales; Ambisporaceae
Source: the annotation of a GenBank genome assembly
AUGGAACGUCAGCUAAAAUACAGAAUGAUGCGCGGUCCUGCGCAUCUUUGUUUCAUUCCUUCUCCUUUUUCCAGUUCAAACACCUUCAAUGAAAAUAACAACCACCACCACGACGAAAAUUAUUCACCACCACUUCCAUUUAGAGGACACCUUUGUAACCUAGCAAAUUCAAAAAGUUAUGCUAUACGAGGUACACUUGCGACGCGGUCGCCUCCAGCGACAUAUGCUCAUCAUGAAUGUAUCAUGGAACCACCUAUAUAUUAUGAUUUCUGUGUGCAUGACUAUAGAACACGUCAUACAUGGAAUUUUAACUGGGUGAAAUGGUGGGAAGGGGAUUGCGGGUGGUUUGAUGCUGAAUCUGAAUUCGAAGCGAAACCUUAUGUUGGGUUUCGCACCGAGAUAAUGUACAAUGGAGAUAUGGCAAUAAGAUACAUUACAAAAUACCUAAAGCGUGGUAUUCUGGAUGAGUUGGAUGAUGAAGAGUUGGAUCAAAUACGUGUUUAUGCUUCUUCAGUUGCAUGUUCUCGUUUCCUUUAA